AUGUUUGGUGCGUUUCGUCCGUCCUUAGUAAAUCAGGUUGGGUUGUUGUGGAAAACGCCAUGGAAACUCUCGCCGACGCGUAAAGCCAACGCCAGAGCGCGCCUGAAGAAAGUCGACUCUGUCAUAGAAGCAGUCCGCGCAAGUGGUGUUCAAUGUGCCGCUCUUAACACUGCUCUUCUGCUCCCCAAGGAACAUGAGAUGGAUCCAAGAGACAAGUACACCGUCUACAGCAGACACCAUCGGGGUUACCGCAAGGGCAUACAUAAGGUGCCCAAGUGGACGCGGACCACCAAUCGCGUCAACCCAUUGGGCUUCUAA
Coniophora puteana RWD-64-598 SS2 is the source of this 318-nucleotide messenger RNA. Its product is annotated as 60s ribosomal protein l31. The coding region runs from base 1 to 318 and encodes 105 amino acids. The record is from RefSeq and is a predicted model, not a curated record. NCBI's taxonomy places the organism in Eukaryota, Fungi, Basidiomycota, Agaricomycetes, Boletales, Coniophoraceae. Gene Ontology annotation, molecular function: structural constituent of ribosome. The transcript is spliced from 4 exons. Gene Ontology annotation, cellular component: mitochondrial large ribosomal subunit.